Molecule: messenger RNA, 3979 nt
Organism: Nerophis ophidion (straightnose pipefish)
Lineage: Eukaryota; Metazoa; Chordata; Actinopteri; Syngnathiformes; Syngnathidae
Product: L-fucose kinase
Exons: 23
Coding region: 483-3731 (1082 amino acids)
Biological process (GO): GDP-L-fucose salvage
Molecular function (GO): ATP binding; fucokinase activity
Source: RefSeq, a predicted model, not a curated record
UGGAGACGUGCCAGAAGCACCAUCAAGCGGCACUGACAAAGCUAUGGAAGUUCGAGUAGACCAGCCUCAUCGAGCGAAGGUUUUUAAACGAUAACAACCUAUACAGAGUUGUUGUCGUUUUAUACUCAAAUAGGACAAUUCCUGGAUAUGAUGGGAAUGCGGUCCUCGAUAAUAUAUUGUUUUAGUUAUAAAGGGGUUCCUUUCAUAGUUCGGCGGGUUUUGCUCUAUGCUAGCUUGCAAACAGUUGCGGUUGGUGGUUAGCUGUUUAUACAACUUGGGUGUAUCUCAGUUUGUUCAUUUUUUAUUGUUUACUUUUACUACCAGACAAGCUUUUCUUUACAUACAAAACAUGUAAACAUCACACAAUGUGGGGUAAUGUGGGGUGGCAGAACGCCGUCGCAAAAUAUUGCUAAAAAAGUGAAGUGACGAAGUCAUCGCGCAUGCGUGGGUCGAUCAGUUCGUGACAGCGCCUCUUCAGUUGAAUGAAGAAGAUGUCUGACUUUACCUGGUCUGUGGUGGUGCUUACCUGUCAGCACAAAGACAGUGUGUACGCCUUCCAGAGAGAGCUGGAGUUGAGGCAGCAGCGUGGUUCUGUGUCUCACAGUACCUUGGUCCUGACAGUGCAGGACCGCCAAGAGCCACUGGGCAGUGGGGGGGCAACACUCAACGCCCUGGUGGUGGCGGCCGAGCACCUGAGCAGCCGAGCAGGACACACCGUGGUGACAGCUGAUGUGCUGGAUGGAGCUCACAUCCUCAUCCUCCAUACUGGUCGGGAUUUUCCUUGGAGUUCGUGCAGCCGAGCCUUCUCCUGGCUGCCGCUGGAAAAAGCUACUCAGAGGGUCCAGGCACCGGUCUGCUGUCUCGACCUGCUGCUGGACUGCCUCACAAACCAGGUUUGUCCUGGUUCUCCUCCUGGCGUUUGGGUCUGCAGCACCGACAUGAUCCUCAGCAUUCCGCCACAUUUUGUGUUGUCCUGGGACAGCUUCUCAGGUGUCCGUGUUCUCGCACUCCCCGGUGAUGUGUCUUACGCUGUCAAUCAUGGCGUCUACCUAUGUGACAAACAGGAUCACAUAAGGGACAUCAUAUACAAAGGAAGCAACGAGCAGAUCCAGCAAGCUGUGAUGCAUGAUGGGAAAGUGCCUCUGGUCUCAGGUCCAGUCUUCUUUAGCAGGACAGUAACGGAGAAACUUCUACAGGCCCACGUCACGCCUCCUCUGGACGGGUGUACCUACUUAGGUCUAGACUCUGGAGCUCCGCCCCUCCAGAUCUCGCUUUUCCUGGACGUGUUGAAGUGUCUUUGCUUGGAUCAGACCGAGGAGCAAUUUGUGGGCGGGGACGGGAGGGUCUGUGCUCAUACUGGAGAGCCUCACGGGGCAACGGUGAGAAGCGGCAGGCAAGAGCUGUGGAGGAUCCUGAGAGGGACGCAGCUCAGCAUGGUGUACGUCCCAGGAGGUCGCUAUGACUACAUGUCUCUGUCUGGAAAGCAACAUGUUGACCGGCUAACCUCCGACUGGACACAUGAACACGCCCUCUCCUACAUGCAGUUGGACAGCAGUGUGAGCAAAGGAGGGCGGGUAAUCAAUAGUGUACUGGAAGGAGCCGUCGCUGUGGAGACAGGAGCAGUGGCGCAACACUGUCACCUGCAGGGUCCCCUGCGCAUCCCGUCUGGUUGUUUACUGUCAGGUCUUGAGGAAUCAGAUUCUCUCUGGAUUGGACAACUGCCGCCGGUCAACAACAUCAUCAUUCAGGGACAUCGCAUUGAGCUUGGGGACUUGAAGCUGAAGGUUUACACGGUGAUAGGAGGACUGGAUGACCUGGAGCUGUGCUGUGACAAUGACGGUUCCUCCUUCCUCAACGUCAAAUGGAGCGUCUUCUUCAGCAGGACAAGUGUACGGCCAGAAGACUUGUGGUUCCCGGGAGAGCUGCGCUCCCUGCUGGAUGCUCGCCUCUUCCCAGCAUUCCACCCACACGAAGGCCCUGUAGGGGUGGUGGGGGGCGUGGCUUGGCUUUUGGGUGGAGCAGGCUGCAUGCGGAGGUGGAGAGAGGCAUGGCGGCUUUCAUUGAGGGAGGUUCUGUCACUCACCCAUCAGGAGGCGGAGCUCCAGUGGAGGGAGAGCUUGCUCCUCCUGGCGGGAAGGAAGCAGGUGACAGACGCCCUGACUAAUGGGAGCAACGCCUGCCUGCUGCCUUAUUUCAGGGCGGCCGUGCUGGGCAGGCAGCACGCGGCGCUGCUGGACACGCUGGACAACAUCGCGGCAGGAAGAGGAACUGAGCAUGGGGCGGAGCAGGAGGCCCAGCUGGGUAUGGCUGCUCGCUCCCUCUCCUGCAUUGCUGACGUGCUAGUGUGCUUGGCCGAAGACAAGGGGGGUCUCAGGAGUGGGCCAGCUGCGAACAAGGCUUGGAGCUCCGCCUACCUCCUGUUAGGAGAAGGUGAUCUGAAGGGUGGAGUUAAGGCCCUGGCUGCACAGAGAGUUAAUUGGCUCAGCAGGCCAGACCUGCUGGUGCGGGCAGCGCGGCACUAUGAAGGCGCCGCCCAGGUGCUGCUACGUCAGGCUAUGAUGUCAUCACAGAAGUUCAUCACCAUUGGCCAGGUUGCUGUCCCGCCUCUUGAGCAAUGGCAUGAAGUGGAGUGUCCUGCCCGACUGGACCUUGCUGGUGGCUGGAGCGACACUCCGCCCAUCGCUUUCGAGCAUGGCGGCUCUGUGACUAAUGUGGCAGUGAAGGUUGAUGGCAGGCGUCCGAUUGGUGCUCGGGCUUGUCGCAUCAGAGAACCCCACCUCCUGCUGGUCAGCCACAUUGGGCAGCAGGACUCUGGUGUUUCCAUUAAGACCGUAUGCACCAGCCUGGAUGACCUGAAGGACUACUGUCAGCCGCACGCACCCGGAGCGCUGUUGAAGGCUGUGUGUGUCUGCAGUCGUUUGGUGUCUCUCUCCUCCCAGCAUCCUCUCGGGCAUCAGCUGCUUCAGCAUUGGGGUGGAGGGUUGGAGCUGCACAGCUGGUCGGCGCUGCCCACAGGCUCGGGACUCGGAACCAGCAGCAUCCUGGCUGGAGCGCUGUUGGCCGCCGUCUACAGAUGCACGGGUCAAACGUACGACAGCGAGGCACUCAUUCAUGCUGUCCUGCACCUGGAGCAAGUCCUGACGACAGGCGGGGGCUGGCAAGACCAGGUGGGAGGUCUGGUUGGGGGACUGAAAGUGGGCCGGUCCAAAGCGACUCUGCCACUGCAUGUCCAGGUGGAGCAAUUGUGUCCCCCAGAAGACUUCUUGUUGUCUUUGGAACAGCGCCUCCUGCUGGUAUACACUGGAAAGACUCGGCUGGCUCGCAACCUUCUGCAGGAUGUGGUGCGCAGCUGGUACAGUCGUCUUCCUGCAAUGGUCCACAACGCCCAGCAGCUUGUGUCCAACUCGGAAGAAUGUGCUCAAGCUUGCUUAGAUGGUUCCUUGUCAAGACUGGGCUGCUGCGUGAACCGCUCGUGGCACCAAAAAAAGCUGAUGGCGCCGGGCUGUGAACCAGCAUCAGUUCGCGUCAUGAUGGACGCCUUGCGCCCUUUGGUCCUAGGUCAGAGCCUGGUUGGAGCAGGGGGAGGUGGCUUUCUUUGCUUGUUGACCCGCCAGCCUGAACAGCAUCAGGCGGUGCUUCAGGUCCUCAAUGACACACCGGGUCUGGGAAACUUCAGCGUUCACACAGUUGAGCUGGACAUGGAUGGCAUCACUGUGCUAGAGUCAGCAUGACCUCACAAACUAACUUGCUGUGUCUUGAAGUCAUCCACACAAUCUGGUGGGCAAACUUGGUAUAUGUUUUUUGGGGGUGCUUGAGGGGCAAUUAUGAUUGAGCCCUAUGAACUCUGCCUAGCAACAAGUGGCCAGGCAAAAACAUGAAGGAAGGAAAUGGUACAUUUAUAUUAUUUUUAAUGAUAAAUCAAACACUAUAAAUGCUAAAUAUUUUAUAAUGGUGGGAAUAAAAAAAAAUGAGAAUACUG